Drosophila hydei is the source of this 1903-nucleotide messenger RNA. RefSeq names its product calmodulin-lysine N-methyltransferase. The record is from RefSeq and is a predicted model, not a curated record. Lineage: Eukaryota; Metazoa; Arthropoda; Insecta; Diptera; Drosophilidae. Gene Ontology annotation, molecular function: calmodulin-lysine N-methyltransferase activity. Bases 324 to 1634 code for a protein of 436 amino acids. The transcript has 2 exons. Gene Ontology annotation, cellular component: cytoplasm.
AUAAAACAAAAAAAAAACAAAGAAAAAGCUGAAAAUUGUGCUAAUAAUUGCGCGCAUUAAAAACGCAUAAACAGCCAAAGCAUAAAAAAAUAAGUUUAUAGAAAUUAGCCAAAAACAACAACAAAACAUAUCGCAAUCAGAAUUUGUUUUUUUACGUGCUGAGCUCAAUUGCCGCACAGACUCAAUGAGUUUUUAUUUAAUUUCAUUUAUUUUGUGAAUGCACAACAUGCAGUAGCUCAGCUGGAAACUGUCAAAGCGAGAAAGAGCGAGAGAGAGAAAGAGAGAGAGAGAGAGUUAAAGAGAGAGCAACUUAACCUGAAAAAAUGUCAACUACCUUAGUACAAAAAAAAUCAAAUAAAAAAACUAAACUAAACAAUAAUUCGGAGCAGCUGAAUAGUAAGCAAACUAGGAUAAACGUAGCUGUUGCGGCUGUGGCAACUCCAAAACGUAUUGCGACCAUAUCGCAGAUGCUGCAAUACGAUAUUGAUAAUACGCUUAAUACGCUUAAGGAGCAACAGCACCAUGCGCUAAUGGAACAGACAUCAACUAUCAGCAGCAAGCAGAGUAAGGUCAACUUAGAUCUGGAUAAUAACGUAGAGAUGCCAGCCGAGAGCCAGAGUACAGCUGGCAGCCCCAGCGUCGAGCUGGAGGUCGAAGAUAUUGUAACUGGCAAAUCCUGCUUGGGUGUUGCCAACGGCUUUAUGCCGCCCACGCCGCCAGCUACGCCCAAUUUGCAGAAUACGGCGCAAAAGCGUUGGCGUAUCCUGGCCAAAGUGUUGCGCAAGGACUCGGAGGAGACGGUCAGCUCGUCCAGCGAUGAGUUUAGCGAGGAGCAAACGGCAUCUGUGCGACGCUUUAAGAGCUUCGAUCUGCUGCGCCAAGACAGCUUCGAGGAUCAUGUGAGCCUCAAGUGCUUGGGCAAAACGGAGAAUUGGUACAAGUAUCGCAUGCAGCUGCACAACGAUAUCGAAUACUCUGUAAAUAUACAUCACAUGGAACGUCAGCUGACCGCCAACGAUCUGAUGGGCUUCAACAAUACGGGCAACAUCUGCGUCUGGCCAUCGGAGGAGGCGCUCACGGCGCUUGUAUUGUCGGAUCUGGGUGCGUAUCGUGGCAAGUGGAUAUUGGAGCUGGGCGGUGGCUUCACCUCGUUGGCGGGUUUGAUGCUGGCCAAGUAUGCUAAGCCCUAUGCGGUGCAUCUGACGGACGGGAAUGAGGUAAGCGUGGAGAAUGUGCGGAAAACAGUUUGCCUGAACGAGCUGAGCUGCUAUACCAAAUGCUCCGUGCUCAAGUGGCAGGAGGCAACAGCGCGUGCGGCGGCAGAGCAAGCGAAAUUUGAGUUCAUAUUAUGCGCGGACUGUCUAUUCUUCGAUGAGGCCAGAUCGGCGCUGGUCGAUACCAUAUGGUAUUAUUUGGCGCCCCAGGGCGUGGCACUCAUCAUGGCACCCCGUCGCGGUCGCACGCUGAAUGUGUUCCGGGAUGAGUGUGUGGCGCGUGGCUUUCGCGUUGACCUUGCCACGCGCUACAACGAGACCAUCUGGCAGCGGCAUCUCCAGCUCAAGGCUGACUCGGCCCUCUACGACGAGGAUCUGCACUAUCCACUCCUACUGCGUCUCUGCAAAUCACAUAGCUAGAGAUGAGCGCGCGAACUAGCGUACGGCCGACUGGUUGCAGCUGCCUAAGUAGGUUCAAUUAAAGCUUAGUUAAUGGUUUAGUUUAUAGCAAACAAAUUCCAGUUUACACCUAAAACAAACAAUUUUUAAAUAAAUGUUAAAAUAAAUUUAAAAAACACAAAAAACACCACAAAGAGGUAUCGAUAGGCCUAUGAAAACUAUUCCUCCCACAAUGCAAAAAAAAAGGCACGUUAAAUGCAAAAAUUGUAAAAUUUUGUUAAGGUUGGUCC